GCUAGCUCAACCAUGUCGACGAGUGACAAGUGUUACCAAUCACCCAACGAAAAAGAAGUCUUUGCUGCCACAUUGGGCGACAUGUGUAACCAAACAAAAGAGGACAAACAUGAAUACAGACGACUUCAAAUAAUCAUCAGUGCUGUGAUUGUUCCCGUUGUAGCUAUCAUCGUUGCAAUCAUAGGGUGCAUGGUGCAUCGACGACAUCGACAUCGCCGACUUGGAAGACAACCCACGACAAGUCCGCCCGAAGCUAACCAGGUUAAAGAAGUUCCUUCCGAUACCAGCGACACGAAUGAGACAUUGGAUAGGUUUACGCAAGAAUCGGUUUUGCAUGUCUAUGCAGAAGCUGACCAAUGUUUUUUCUCGACUCAAGCAACACGAAACAAGUUCCAGAGAAAUUCAGAUCCGGAUCCGAGUCAAGAAGGUUCUGAUGAGACCAUGGAUGCUGUUCCAGGCAAUAAAGGGUAUCAUGGAUAUGUCGACAUGCAUUCUAAGGGGAGUCGGUCUAGGGGAGACAAAACGGUUCGAGAUAGCAUGACUGAUGCACAUGGAUACGUUAUCCAAGACGGACCUGGUAUGCAUUACGAGGCAGUGGCGUCUCGAAUUGCAAAGUUAUAAGAUUUGGUACAAGGGGAUUGACUCUGAGAUAGAUUCAACGUCUUGUAAACUUGCUCAGCCCCUUGAGUUUUGACAGGCAUUUCGUCCCAGAUACAUUUUAUAUUUCUAGGUUUUUUAGAUUGAACUUCGUUACCAAAACAGCCAAACGCUGGGUUAAUAUUUAUAGGAAUUUGUUGUAGAUGAUACCAUAAUCAAAUCAAUCUAUCCAGGCAAUCUGCUUUGUUUUACCAAUACAGAACUUACCGUCGGUGCUGUUUUGUUAAGUCUUACAUAUUCGAUAAAAGAAUAUUUUGUUGAGAUAUAGUGCCAUUCAUAAGUGUCGGUGUUUCACGGAGGCAGUAUUGUUACACUCUUGGUAUUUUACUUACAAUUAUGAACAAAAGCAGGCACAUGUUUUGAUGAAAAAACAGCAAAAAUUAUACAUAAUUAUUAUAUAUGUAAUGAGAAUGCUAUAAUAGUUAAGUGUUAUUUGCAUUAAUGCAAUAUAUGAUAUGGAUUUGUCUCUAAAUGGUAAUAGAACAAUAUUAAUUUCGGGAUUCAGUAAAUAUUUUGGCCAUGUUGGCGGUGGCUUAUGCU
Molecule: messenger RNA, 1197 nt
Organism: Lytechinus variegatus (green sea urchin)
Lineage: Eukaryota; Metazoa; Echinodermata; Echinoidea; Temnopleuroida; Toxopneustidae
Exons: 3
Coding region: 13-621 (202 amino acids)
Source: RefSeq, a predicted model, not a curated record